UGGGUAUAAAAGACGAGGAAGUCUGGAGAACGAUCAUCAUUCGAAAUUGCCUCUGGUUUUGACAUCAACGAGUCUCUCCCUCCCUCUCUCUCUCUCACCAAAAUCCUCAUCAACAUGAAGACUGUACUGUUGCUGGCGUUUGUAGGCCUAGCGAGCUGCAGAGUAGCUUUCUUCGAGAGGGGAGAUGACCUAAAAGUUAAAUACUCGUAUGAUGACGAUGAUCACGACAGGGACGUCGAUUAUGAUGACGACUAUAGGCCUAGGGUAGUUUCAUCGACUUUCAUUCGACGACCCGAACCAGUGCAGUAUGCCGAAGUGGAAGUGCCAAGGUUCAGGACCCAAUUCGUGGAGGUUGAGACUCCAAGACCUGUCUACACCGAGGCUGUAGUGCCUGUGAGAGCCGCCCCCACAGCCAAUGUCGUCACUCAGUAUGUCCGUGCUGAACCUGCUGUGGCAGUUCCUGUGGCCCGAGGAGUACGUGCGGAUUUUGACUCUCGUCCCAGGUCUACAUUCUUCGCUCCGAGGAGGGAUGUCUUCAGGUUCUCUGACGACAACAUCAGCCGUGAGGACAAAUAAGGCUCUCGGUCUCUUGGUACUUUGACCAAUAUACUUGCACGAAACAGAUCUUCCCAGAGGACUUGGAAUCUGGAAUGGUUACCACCUUUGAAAAUUAAGACACGUCGCUCCUUUUUCUUCUCUCUGAUUCUAUCUUUAUUCUUCAAAAUGUAGUAAAUGAUAUCACAUAAAGCUAUAAAGGUAUAGAA
Molecule: messenger RNA, 764 nt
Organism: Macrobrachium nipponense
Lineage: Eukaryota; Metazoa; Arthropoda; Malacostraca; Decapoda; Palaemonidae
Exons: 3
Coding region: 115-576 (153 amino acids)
Source: RefSeq, a predicted model, not a curated record